Molecule: messenger RNA, 911 nt
Organism: Aspergillus vadensis CBS 113365
Lineage: Eukaryota; Fungi; Ascomycota; Eurotiomycetes; Eurotiales; Aspergillaceae
Exons: 1
Coding region: 157-678 (173 amino acids)
Source: RefSeq, a predicted model, not a curated record
AAUGUCGAAUGAGAAUCCCUGGGUGGUUGUACAACUCAAGUCCUCAUAACCCUCUGGAUACGGGAGGUCUAGCCAAUCCGUCUCUCUUCCUACUUCCCGCGUUUCACCCCAUCCUGGACCACUCUGCAUCUUGUACUCGAGAUACCUCCAUGUCACAUGUUGUCAGCAUUCCCCUCCUCCGACUACUUAUUUCCCUCCCUCUCUCCCUCCCUUCUCUUCCUCUUCAUCCUUUUCCUACCGUCUUCCUAUCUGCACAGUUCCCUUCUCUCAUCACUUUCAUCUAUAUUAAUCUCUAUAUCCUUUUAUACAUAUUCAGUAUACUCAAUAUAUAGUGUCUCUCACUUUUCAUGGCCUCUAUUCGUCCAUUCUCGAUCAUUUCUACCGUCUUCAUUCCUUCAGCGUCAUCCAGUCUACAAUCUGAGUCACCCUACUCAAUGGACCUCUGAGAAUGCCUCCUCACCUUCCUACUCAGUUGCAUCCAUGUCCUCUCACAAUCCCAUUAGAGAGAACAAAGACCAACUACUUUCUCUGUUUCAGUCUAUAUUGACGAACCCGAAGACCAUAUGCUCAGGAACGUGGAUUUAUCCUGUUAACAAUAGGAUGGAGAGUGUCACACGACGGGGCUGUCAGAUGUCGUAUAAAGAAUACAGCGAUUUGGCUCUGCAUGCAACGGGAUAAACUCGGGAUCAACUGCUGAUGAAGUCAAGUGGUAAUCCCUCUCUUAUGGAUUCUGGUCGCGGUUCCAUUUGCCACACGUGAUGGGGUUACUCUAUGGACGCUGUGAUUGUGGGCCAUCCAGGGAUAGCAGAACCACUGUGAAUGGCACCCGCUUGACCACUCUGGCACCGCCUGUGCUCGAGACUGAUCGGAACGGCGUGAGUAUGGAGAAGUGCUGUCUCAGGUAUUUGACC